UCUGCUUCAUAAUCUACUGGAAUUUUGUUGAUUGUGUUAACAGUUGAAAAAUUACAGUAAAUCAACAGUGGAGCUCUGGUGUUAAAGGGUUAAAUCUCAAGUGAAAGUUUUUAUUGUUUGGAAAACGAAUUCCUGUUUUCAAGCUUGAACAUGUUAUAGAUAGUUUAAAUAAAGCUAGACAUGCAGGCCUAUGUGUUAUCUGCCUGCAACAUAUGUGUCACCCCCCGUCCCUCCCUCCCAUACCCGGACUCGUGAAGGUGCAGGACCUCAGUGAGUCACCAAACCGUGCAGAGGACUGUCAUGAAGGACUCCCAAAUUUUUUAAUUUGUUGCUAGUUUUGGCUCUGGAAGGUUUGCUCAUCAGGAUGUGUCAGUGUUCUGACAUGAGGCCUGGCGUGGGUCUCCUCAUUGUGGUGUGGGUGAACUGUGGAGUUUUUUGGUUGAACUCUGCAGCUCCAUCGAGGUUUCCACGUCCGCUGCUGAGCGGCCCAGACGGGGCCUUUCUCAACUCAAAGGUGCCUUUUCGCUGCUUUGCUAUCAGCUCUUCUGCUCCGGUCAUGUACCAGCUGAUGAGGAACAGCAGCUCCCUGAUCAGCACCCUUGUGGAUUUGAAAGGAAACCAAACAGCACAGUUCACGUUGAAGAUAACAGGAGCGUCGGGAGGAUCGUAUCGCUGUGUGGUGACCGCUGGAGGAAGAACAAGAGUCAGCAAUGAGAUCAAGCUGACGAUAGUCACUCCACCAUCUGGAACCAGAGUGACCUCUGACCCCUCCCCUCCAGUCGCAUUUGAAGGCUCACGCGUCGUCCUGAGCUGCAACGUCAGCCGGGGCUCCCACCUCUCAUACACCUGGUUCUUCAACAGGAGGGAGGUCCCCCACUCAGGGAACAAGAUCGUAAUAGAGAGGGCGAGUCCAGAGCACGCAGGUCGUUACUACUGUACCGCCUGGUCCACAGUUCAGAACACCAGGAGGUUCUCCACGAGCACAGAGGUGAAGGUGACUAUCAAAGCCUUCAUUUCCAAACCAAAGAUCUCCUUCUUCCUCUUCAAAGACGGGACCAAAUACCAGGCCAAUGUCACCUGCUGGUCUUUAAAAGGAAGCCCUCCUGUGAACUUCUCACUUUAUGUGGAUGACAGGAACAUUGAAACUGUGACGGCUACAGAAAGCCUGGCUGCCUGGUUCCAGGUGGAUGCGUUCCCCGGGCUGGACAUGGGCGAGGCCCGGUGCAGGGUGAAAACUGAGUUGCAAGAAAUGAUGAGUGAGCCUGUCAGUCUGGAAGUAGUUCCAGUUGGAGGAAACGUGAAAGUGGAGUUGACCUAUCUGUACACAGCAAAGGCAAAGCUGGCCGCUGCCACGCUAAGAUGUCACCUCAGCAGAGGAACCUUCCCGCACAUUUCCUGGCUUUUGAACGGCUCUGCCGUUCCUUCAGAGUCAUGGGCAAAUCCUCAAACUCCGCUUCUCCUACCUCACUUCAACUUCUAUGACCAAAGACAAACUCUCAUCCUCACCAAGCUUGGCCCAGAGGGUUCUGGGUACUAUCGCUGCAGGGCCAGAAACAGCUAUGAUGACUCUGCGCCGUGGUUGGAGAGCUCAUCUGUGCUGGUCCAGGUCACAGACAAGAUCCUCAACUCUUUUUUAGAGGGAACAUCCCCUACCGAACUUCCCCCAGUGUGUCCAACAUCUCCCACGGAUAUCAUUGUGGUCACAUUCUCCUGUUUCUUCGCGCUCAUGCUUGGAGUGGGAUCAGUCUUUCUGAUCAAGAUGCUUGAGCACAACCAAGCCCUCACCAGCAUUUCUUUAGAAAAUGGUGCUGCAUGGCCUCAGAGAGCCGAAGACUCACCACGCUUCACCGGCAGACCUUUAAGUCCAGGACAAGGCGUGCGACUCAAUGCAGGAUGCUACAAACAAGAGCCAGAGAGCCAUGCUGUCCACUGAAACCCUCCAUCUCCAGGCGAUCCACUGUUGAC
Oryzias melastigma (Indian medaka) is the source of this 1965-nucleotide messenger RNA. Its product is annotated as Fc receptor-like protein 5. The transcript has 9 exons. Bases 365 to 1933 code for a protein of 522 amino acids. The record is from RefSeq and is a predicted model, not a curated record. NCBI's taxonomy places the organism in Eukaryota, Metazoa, Chordata, Actinopteri, Beloniformes, Adrianichthyidae.